Messenger RNA from Aspergillus lentulus, 585 nucleotides. Its product is annotated as guanyl-specific ribonuclease F1. The record is from RefSeq and is a predicted model, not a curated record. Gene Ontology annotation, molecular function: RNA endonuclease activity; RNA binding. NCBI's taxonomy places the organism in Eukaryota, Fungi, Ascomycota, Eurotiomycetes, Eurotiales, Aspergillaceae.
AUGCCAUCGUUCUUUCGUUCACUGGCUCUUCAUGCUCUGUUGGCUGGCGCUCUGGUGGCCCAGGUCACCAAUGCGUAUCCCCAACCUGCUCUCGUUCGUUCGAAAGAUGCAAGCUUUCCUCCUCAUGACACUAUCAACACCGAACCAGUCUCAAUGGUGCGUUCCGUUGAGGACGAUGGUGAGCUGUACAAGCGUUCGAAGCCUUUGAAAAUCGCCCAAGAACCGAGUAAAAGUUACAGCUGUCCGGCGACAAAUAACUAUGGAGGGACUACAUACACCUCUGGGCAGCUCAAAGUUGCUUUUAUCAGGGCAGCCCAAUACGCCAACGAUGGCCAACAGAUUGGAGACAGAAACUACCCGCAUACCUUUGGCAAUGGCGAGAAUCUUCCCUUCCCCUGCGGCAGGAGCACCAUGGAAUUCCCCUUGGAUCGAGACAACCCGGACACUGUAUACAGCGGUCAGAGUGUGAGGACCUUGCCAGACCGUCUUGUCUUUGAAUUCAAGGAUGGCAAAAAGGAGGGAAAGGCAAAGUUCUGUGGGGUGAUGCGCCAUGGAAACAACGGUGAUUUUGUCAACUGCCCAUAA